GUCAGCAGGACUCAGCACCCACCCCUCCUCUCUCUCUCUCUCUCUCUCGUUCGCACGCAGAUCUCUCUCUGGCUUUUUCCUUCUGUGUGGGUUUGUGUGUGAAAACCGUUGACCUCCACAAAUCACACCAUCACCACCACCCUCUCCAAAACCCAACACAAUGCCCCCAUCCCCUCUCUCCUCCCUCCUCCUCCUCCUCCUCUCUCCCACCACUUCUACUUCCACCCCCACCCGCCGCCGUUCCCUCCAACAAUCCUUCUUCCCACAAGCCUCCUCCCCCUCACCGACCCCCCCCCCCCCCUCCCCCCCCACCCCCCCUUCUACCCCCAACCAACCCCCCUUUUUCCCUUCCAUACCCUCCCCACCUCCACCUCCCCCACCGCCGCCUCCUCCCUCGGCCACCUCCGUCCCCGACAACCUCUCCUCCGUCCCCCACUCACCCAAACCCACCACCUCUCUCGCCUCCAUCCUCUUCCUCACCGCCUCCGCCGCCGUCCUCCUCGCCGCCGUCGCCCUCUUCCUCUACCUCCGCCGCAGGCGCCACCGCAACUUCAACGACGCCAAAACCAGCACCACCAGGUCGGAUUACAGCCUCAGGGUUUUUUCCCGGCCCAGCGGUCCUCCGAGGCGCGUCGGAAGGUCGCCGCCGACUUCCUCGGAGUUUCUCCUCCUCGGCACCAUCGUCGACUCUCGCUGCGGCGUCAACCCUCUCCUUGCCCCGGCCGAGAGCUCUAGGAAACCCGACUCGCCGGAGCUCCGCCCCCUGCCGCCGCUCGGCCACCGGAAAAAUCGCCCGAAUGCCGAAGAAGACGUGUUUUUCUCGCCGGGAGAGUUUUCCGGCGCCCGCGAGAGCUCGAACGGAACUAGAUCGGCGGCGGCGGCGGAGAAUCUUGAAGGAAGUAGCAGCGAGUCAAGUUCUUCUACGUCGUCGUAUUCCACUCGGUCGGUGUCUUUGAGCACUUCUCCACCGGUAAGUUUGAGUCCUAUAAGCUCAAGACCCAAAUCGCCCGAAUUAACGGCGGUGCAGACCGCUCCGCCGCCGCCGCCGCCGCAACAACAACCUGUUACGACCCAAUUGGCUAACCUGCGUAGAGAUUUAGAGGAGAGCCUAGAUUCGUCCCCACGAACGUCGAAUGCUUCUUUCAGUAAUGCAGAACAGUCCCCGGUGAGAGUUUACAAUGUUGUUUGGAGUCGGUUAGGUAGUAGUAGUCGUGGUAAGAAUACUCCAUCAGAUUCCUCUUCGUCGAAUCUGAUGGAGAAUACAGAGUUAGUUAGCAAUGCUGGAAGUUCGAAUCAAAACCCAGAGUCAUUACAAUUUGUAUCUAACCCGAUAUACCAGCAUAUGGAAUCUUCGGCGAGACUCGAAAAUUCAAUUCAGAAGCCUGUGCCGGUAUCUGUUGCGCCACGGCCGCCGCCACCACCACCGCGGCCCCCUCUGCUGCCGGGAGGUGGCAGGGAAAGAUUAGUUUCUAGUUCAGCGAUUAGUCAGCCGAUUUUGAAACCACCGGGUCUAAUUACACCUUUGAAACCACCUUUGGUUUCUCCAAUCGAAUUGCCUGCUAAUUCUAAAAGUGUGGGGAAGAAUGAGGAGACUCAGAAACCCAAGUUGAAGCCGCUGCACUGGGACAAAGUGAGAGCGAGUUCUGGUUGCAAGACAGUGUGGGAUCAACUGAAUUCGAGCUCUUUUAGAUUGAACGAGGAGAUGAUCGAGUCAUUGUUCGUUGUAGAUGCUCCAAAAUCGAAUUCGAAGGAAUCAACUGGACGUCCAGUUCUUCCCUCACCAAACCAGGAGAGUAGGGUGCUUGAUCCGAAGAAGGCCCAAAACAUUGCAAUUUCUCUGAGGGCACUAAAUGUAACUACUGACCAAGUUUGUGAAGCCCUUUCAGAAGGCAUUGAUGCUCUUGGGACUGAGCUUCUUGAAAGUUUGUUGAAGAUGGCUCCUACUAAGGAUGAAGAACGUAGACUGAAAGAGCACAAAGAUGACUCACCAUUCAAACUUGGGCCUGCCGAGAGAUUUCUUAAGGCCAUGCUUGAUAUACCUUUUGCAUUUAAAAAAGUGGAUGCAAUGCUCUACAGAGCUAAUUUUGAAUCUGAUGUUGCGUACCUCAGAAAGUCAUUUGAAAUUCUUGAGGCAGCCUGUGAAGAAUUAAGGAACAGCAGGAUGUUUCUGAAGCUUCUAGAAGCUGUUCUGAAGACCGGAAACCGGAUGAACAAGGGGACAAAGCGCGGCGAUGCCCAUGCCUUCAAGCUUGACACACUUCUGAGGCUUGUUGACGUCAAGGGUGCCGAUGGCAAAACCACUCUCUUGCAUUUUGUCGUGCAGGAAAUGAUAAGAACCGAGGGGGGCCACUUUUCAGGUGGAAACCAAUACCCUAACACCACUAUAGAUGCUGACGCCAAGUGUAGGAAGGUCGGCCUCAAAGUCGUUUCCAGUCUCAGCUCAGAGCUAAGAAACGUGAAGAAAGCUGCUGCCAUGGAUUCAGACAUGCUUAUUGGCGACGUAGCGAAGCUUUCCAAAGGAAUUGAGAAUAUCCAAGAAAUCGCUCGAUUAGAGGGAGAAAGGGGGUUAAACAAGAGCAUCGGAAAGUUCUCAGAGUCAAUGAAAAGGUUUACAAGAACAGCAGAGGAUCAGAUUUUUAGGGUUCAAGCGCUAAAGAACGUUGCUCUUUCGCUAGUGAAGGAGAUAACUGAAUUCUUCCACGGAUGCUCGGCCAAGGAAGAAGCGCACCCAUUUAGAAUCUUCACGGUGGUGAGGGAUUUUUUAACGAUUCUUGAUCGGGUUUGCAGUGAAGUUGGAAUGAUCAAUGAGCGGACUGUUAUCAGUUCUACGCAUAAGUUCCCUCUUCCGGUGAACCCAUUGUUGCAGCCGGUAAAUAGCGGAUUCCCAAGAAGGCGGAAUUACAGUUCUUUCGAUGAUGAUGAUAAUGAUGAAGGCUCAUCUUCUUAGCCAAUUUAUUUAAGCGUAACCCAUUGUUUGGCCUGAGGAUAGAAGCUUUGUAUAUGCAGCUUUGCAGUUGUGGAGGCAUUUUGUAUUGAAUACGCACGUGUACGUUAACCAAAGAAAGGAAUACGUACUUGUACAUAGUGACGUAACAGAUCUUUGAUAACAAUCUCUUUGUCUGCAUCUCCUUUUAUGACAAAUGCAAUAUCGAGUGUUCACUUUUGUAUCACAAAA
Messenger RNA from Rhododendron vialii, 3175 nucleotides. RefSeq names its product formin-like protein 1. Lineage: Eukaryota; Viridiplantae; Streptophyta; Magnoliopsida; Ericales; Ericaceae. The transcript has 4 exons. Gene Ontology annotation, molecular function: actin filament binding. Gene Ontology annotation, biological process: actin cytoskeleton organization; actin nucleation. The record is from RefSeq and is a predicted model, not a curated record. Bases 161 to 2947 code for a protein of 928 amino acids.